UGUAGCCAAAGAUGUUGAUAUGAAUUUAUUGGCUAGUCAAACCAACGGUUUUACUGGUGCCAAGUUAACUGAAAUAUGUCAACGUGCUAGUAAAUUAGCAAUUCGAGAACAAAUUCUAAAAAAAAAUAAAUGUGAAGAAGAACAACAACAUACAAGACAAAUAGCAAUGGAGUCUGAUAAGCCUGAUCCAGUACUAGAAAUUCGGCAUGAUCAUUUCCAAGAAGCUAUUCAAUUUUUGCUAAACCAUCCUUAUAAUAUCUGA
Adineta steineri is the source of this 262-nucleotide messenger RNA. NCBI's taxonomy places the organism in Eukaryota, Metazoa, Rotifera, Eurotatoria, Adinetida, Adinetidae. The record is from the annotation of a GenBank genome assembly.